GGAUUGUCUAAAAACAAAAUGUGAGGAGAUGUUCUUCUGUCUGCACUCACCUUUCCAGUGAGGAUAACACAUGGGAGCCGCAAGACAACCUGGACCUGGACCUUAUCACCGAGUACAUGCAGAAACACAUGGAGAUGGAGGAGAAGAAGGAGGAGGGCAAGAGGAAAGGUGUCGGGAAGGAGGAGGCACCUUCAGAAGACGGCAAGCUGGCGACCAGAGCAGGAAAGAAGGGCAAGAAAGAGGAGGAGGAGCCUGCAGCAGUGAAAGAGGAAGAGGAGGAGGAGCCUGCAGCAGUGAAAGAGGAAGAGGAGGAGGAGCCUGCAGCAGUGAAGGAGGAAGAGCAGGAGGAAGAGGAGUAUGUGGUGGAGAAGGUUUUGGACCGCAGAGUGGUGAAGGGAAGAGUAGAGUUUCUGCUGAAAUGGAAGGGGUUCUCAGAUGAGGAGAACACAUGGGAGCCACAAGACAACCUGGACCUGGACCUUUUCGCCGAGUACAUGCAGAAACACAAGGAGACGGAGGAGAAGAAGAAGGAGGGCAAGAGGAAAGGUGUCAGGGAGGAGGAGAAACGGAGAGGAAGAGGAGUCAAACGUCACCGCUGUCAGCUUUGUGACAAAUCCUUCACAACAUCAGCAUAUUUAAAGAUUCAUCAGAGAGUUCACACUGGAGAGAAGCCUUACAGCUGUGAUCAAUGUGGGACAGCUUUCACACAACAGAGUGCCCUGAAAAGACAUCAACGCAUUCACACUGGUGAGAAACCUUACAGCUGUGAACAAUGUGGGAAAACGUUUUCUCAUAGUGGUGACCUUAAAGCUCACCAGCGCAGUCACAAUGGAGAGAAGCCGUACAGCUGUGAACAAUGUGGAAAAACGUUUUUUCAUUGUAGUCACUUUAAAAAUCACCAGCACAUUCACACUGGAGAGAAGCCGUACUGGUGUGAACAAUGUGGGGAAACCUUUUCUCAUAGUGGUAGCCUUAAAACCCACCAGCGAAUUCACACUGGAGAAAAGCCGUACAGCUGUGAACAAUGUGGGAAAACGUUUACUAAUAGUGGUACCCUUAAAAGACACCAGCUCAUUCACACUGGAGAGAAGCCGCACUGGUGUGAACAAUGUGGGAAAACCUUUUCUCAGAGUGGUAACCUUAAAAGUCACCAGCGCAUUCAUACUGCCUCGUUGUGAACAUGUUUCAGAGCCAAGCCGUUUCCUCUCAUCAUGCCCUGAUAGCUGUGUUGUUAUUUUCUGAUCUUCUCUCCACAUUGAAGGCUGACCAGCAGUAACUUUAUCUCCUGAGCAACAUGUAUGUUAUUGUGGAUCAGAUGGACUGUUUUCUACCUUUCCUCAGAAGCCUUUACCAUUUAGGCACCAGAGCUGGUGCCUGAACCCAUCCUUUUAAAAAUAUGUAUUUUUAAAUGUAUAUAUAAAAAAAAAAAGGAGCCCAAAAAGACAGUCAGCAACAUUUAAGAACGGCUUGUUUAUUGCUAUAUGGUCCAAAUUAAAUGUAAAA
Messenger RNA from Etheostoma cragini (Arkansas darter), 1503 nucleotides. RefSeq names its product zinc finger protein 239-like. The transcript has 4 exons. Gene Ontology annotation, cellular component: nucleus. Gene Ontology annotation, biological process: regulation of transcription by RNA polymerase II. The coding region runs from base 117 to 1178 and encodes 353 amino acids. Gene Ontology annotation, molecular function: RNA polymerase II cis-regulatory region sequence-specific DNA binding; DNA-binding transcription factor activity, RNA polymerase II-specific. The record is from RefSeq and is a predicted model, not a curated record. Lineage: Eukaryota; Metazoa; Chordata; Actinopteri; Perciformes; Percidae.